UAUGGGAUCUUGAUGGGGAACAUAGUCUUCUCGUGGUGUCUACAAGGCUUAAUCGAGUUAUUCAAUUUAAAAAAAUUAAAAUUCUCGAAAGAAGGUUAUAUGUAUCAAAGACGUCUACCGUCGUCCGAAUCAAAAUUCAAAAAUAUUUUAUUUGUUAUGAUCCCAGUGUGAUCUCAUCUCUUGUUUUUGUGGUGCUAAAACUGUCGAAAAGUUUGUGUAAACUGUGAACAUUGUAGAGCAUGAAAGUUAGCUAGUAUUGGAAGGCAUUUAACACUCCAGCAAUAGGCAGACCAAAAUGAGUACAUUCACUGGCGUUAUGAAGGAGUUUCCAUCAUUAUCGAUAGACCGAUUCGACAACGAAAAUCUGAGAUCAACUGUCUUUCUACUAUCUCAUUGUCAUGCCGAUCAUAUGAUGGGUUUGGACAACCCGAAUGGAAUACCGGGACCAUUAUACCUAUCGCCGAUAUCGUCGGUUAUAGUCAAAAAGCAAUAUCCGAAUAUCAAAGAGUUGGUGGUACUGAAAGAAAAUGAACCAACACCUAUAAAGUACUCAGAUGUGGACGGAGUCACACGAUUCGUUACAGUAACAACUGUGGCAGCGUUCCACUGCCCUGGGUCCGUCAUGUUUCUGUUGGAGCAGGAAAAUGUUAAGGUUCUCUACACGGGUGAUUUUCGUUUAUCGAAACGACACAUGGAAAAGAUAAAACGACUGAAAAACCUGGUCGGAUCAAUUGACACCAUUUACAUCGACUCGACAUUUCUAUCGACCGAUUAUCUCAACUUUCCCGGCCAGAUUCGUAGUGCAACGACAAUAUGUAAAAUAAUCAAUGAAUGGAUCGGUAAAAGCCCGAAGCAUGUCAUUUCGUUGAAGAUGCCGGCUCGAUACGGCUACGAAAUGCUUUACAUUGAAAUUGGAAAGCGGUUGAAAGUGAAAAUUCACAUUAAUGAAAGUGAAAUGGAGAAGUAUCGGUACAUUCCGGAAUUGGACAACGUGUUCACCACAGUCCCAUCAAAGAGUCCAAUACAUGCCUGCUUUGAUUAUUACAACAAAAACGGGAGGAGCCUUACGUGUAAUCCAGAUAUCGAUCCAGCGCUAAUACGUGUAAUCAAACCCACUGCUAUGCUGUGGAGACAAUGGCAGGAAUCGUCAGAUAUCGUGAAAUUAGACGAAAACAAGAAUGUUCGAGUAUGUUACUCCAAUCAUUCGAGUAUGUCGGAAAUUAGGGAUUUUUUGUUGUACCUGAAACCAAAGAAUGUGGAGCUGAAUGUACUGCCACAGAAUGAAUUACAGAGACGAACAAUGCUAGACGCAUUAUCCGAAAUUGUGAAUGAAAUUCAGUCCACGAAUAUUAAUCGACAGGCACCAAUUCAUGUAUCCAGUUGGGAUAACUUGAGCAAAUUAUCAAAACUAAAUAUGACGCGUUAUUCAAGACGACGAGACGAGGGCGAACAUUCGACAUUGUGUCCACCAAAACGAAAAAAACUGUAGCUCUGCAGUGCUUGGUGUAUUUUAUUUUAUUUUUAUUUUUAAAUUGACGACAGCAAUAAAACCAAUUCUAUUUUAGACAUUGCCUUUAGCAA
Messenger RNA from Bradysia coprophila, 1581 nucleotides. RefSeq names its product protein artemis-like. Gene Ontology annotation, molecular function: damaged DNA binding; 5'-3' DNA exonuclease activity. The record is from RefSeq and is a predicted model, not a curated record. Gene Ontology annotation, biological process: double-strand break repair via nonhomologous end joining; telomere maintenance; interstrand cross-link repair. Lineage: Eukaryota; Metazoa; Arthropoda; Insecta; Diptera; Sciaridae.